AUGGGAUUGACUCUAUCGCUCAAUUGGAAAAUCGAGGACAUUGCUCAUACCUUGGUUCAUUACCUCUACACUGGCGAGUAUCAGACACUUGAAGUGAAAGGAGAAAAGCCAAGGCACGAAAGGGAGUACAGGCGGAGUGUUAUUGUUUACUGCGUGGCAGUUUCAUUCGGUAUGCAUGAUCUAGCCUGUAAGGCGACACGAUACAUUGAACACUUUGGAGGCACGGUCAAUAUAUAUCAGAUCCUGGGCACAGCGGUUUUGGUAUACGGUAAGAUGCCCAAGGAUAAUUGGUAUUGCAAGUAUCUCGAGAGCAAGAUGACAGCUGCUUUCGCUAAAGACCAGAACUUUUUUGAGAAGGGGGAAUACAUGCACCCCUAUUCAAAGCGAAUCAUAACCCUCUAUUUUCGUGAGAAAAAACAUGGCUACGGCGUCCCUCAGUAUUUUCUUGAAGACCUUCCAGGAUAUCAAAGUUCUGUGAAGGGAAAAAGCCCCUCCUCAGCCUGUGGGCUCUUCAGGGCUGAGGAGGACAUUGCCCACACUGUGAUCCAUUGGAUUCACACUGAUCGACAGCUGGAGUACAAAUGGAGCGUGCAUGUCUACUGUGUGGCAUGUGUGUACGGAAUGCCCGGCCUGGAUACGCUUGCGGAAGAGAAGAUGCGGAUGUAUGAAUAUGCCAUUGAUGUUGGGCAGGUUUUGGGUAUAGCCAGAGAAGUGGUUGUCUUUUUUGAAGAUAACUUGCCUGCAGGGUAUGAAGAGCGUCUAGUGAGGAGGCUAGCAUCUGCUGUCAAGAACGAUGGGGAACGUUCCACACUGAAUUUGUUUAUCAGCAGGUUGGGAGGGGUACCUCGGAUGGAGGAGUUUGCUAGGGAGUGUCUACGCGAAGGCAAGUCUGUCGAUGAGGGCGAGUCUUACUGUUGGGACCCCUUCAACGAUGAGAACGGCAUUAACAGUGAGAACGAUUCUGAUGAUGAGGGCGACUGCUCUGGAAGAUCAUCAACCGAUUCAAAUAUCGUGCUGUCUGACCCUGAGGAAUCAGGUCCUGGCUACCGGGUAUCAUCAAGUGAUUGUGACGAUCCCUGGAGUGAACUAGAAUCACUCACUGGUGAAAUCGAGAGUGUGGAUUAUUGGAAAGAUUAA
Aspergillus glaucus CBS 516.65 is the source of this 1137-nucleotide messenger RNA. RefSeq lists its product as uncharacterized. The coding region runs from base 1 to 1137 and encodes 378 amino acids. The record is from RefSeq and is a predicted model, not a curated record. The transcript has 4 exons. Lineage: Eukaryota; Fungi; Ascomycota; Eurotiomycetes; Eurotiales; Aspergillaceae.